AUGGGGAUCCCGAGCGCGCACAACUGGGCUAGGAACAAUUGCGCUGACCUCGGUGCAAGCACCGAUCUCUCUCUCUCUCUCUCUCUCUCUCUCUCUCUCUCUCUCUCUCUCUCUGUAUUUUCUUUUAGCCAUUUACUCUUUCUUUCCGUUCUUUUAGUUUCUCUUUUGUGUUUCUUUCAGAUUUUAUUUCAUUCGGUUUUCUUUCGUUCUUCCUCUCUGAUUUUUUUCUUUCGUUCAUUAUUUUUUCUCUUACCUUUUUGUUCUGAUCAUUCACAAUUUUUCUUUAUUUUUCUCUAUCACUCCCGUCUUUCAUUAACUUUUUUCAUUUAUCCGCUUGAUGAACUCUUUCACCACUUGUAUUUUCUUUCUUUCUGUCUGGCUGUCUUUCUUUCUUUCCAUUUCUAUUUUUCUUUCUUUCAUUCUUUUACUUUCUUUCUUUCUUUAACUCUUUUCCUUUUAGCACUAUUUUGCUUCUUCAACUCAUUUCUUCUCUUUUUGUUUUUACAUUUUACCCUUUUCCUCUUUUGUAAACUUGUUCCUUUUGUUGCAACCUUUCCGCAUAUCUUUUUUUCAUUCUUUUACACUUUCACUCGUUGCUUUUUCAUUAUUUACCCUCUCUCUAUCAUUCUCUUUCUCUCUCUCUCUCUCUCUCUCUCUCUCUAUCGCUCUCUCUUUCUCUCUCUCUCUCUUGCUUGCUUGAUUAACGCUCUUUUUUACCCGUUCAUCGAAUAUUCCACCAUUCCUUUUAUUAUUUCGUCCUAUUUCUUUAUCUCUCUCUCUCUCUCUCUCUCUCUCUCUCUCUUCAUUCUCUCCUUUCUUUCUCCAUUUAUUUCCUUUCUAUUUCUUUCUACAUUUCUUCCUUUCUUGCUUAUUUUUAUAUUAAAUUCUUUCUUUGAAUCUGUUCUUCAGAUAUUUCAGAAUUUCAAUUUUCUUAAUUUAAUUUAUUCUUUCAUUGGCCCCUUUAUUUAUCUAUCUGACAAACAAGAUGGUGUGGAUUCCAAUCGUGCAACAAGUCAGAUAUUCCCCAAAUCAUUACCUCCAAUUCAUUGCAUUCGCUCACGGUUUCAUAUCUUAUCUAUUUGUCUUUCUUUCUUUUGCUGCAUCUCUCGCUAUUUGGUUGUUUGUUUGUUUCUGUAUCUCUCACUGUCUGCCUGCCUGUCUCUCUCUCUCUCUCUCUAUCAAUUUUCCAUACAUUUUCCAUCUUUUUUUCGUCAUUCUUUUACUCUCUUUCUUUUUCUUUCUUUUUUCUUCACUGUCUAUUUGCCUCUUUUCCUUCUUUCAUUAUCUCUUUCUACUUGUAUCAUUUUUCUCUUUCUCAUUCUUUCUUUUUCAUUUACCUUUUACAUUCUCUUUUUCCUAUCCAUUUUUCUUUCAUUCCAUUAUACCUUUUCCUUUCUUUCCCGUUUUUUUUUCCUGUCAGCUUCUUUUUUCUCUUCUCUCUUUUCUUUAUCUCUGCUUCAUUUUUUACUUUUUUUUUCUUCUAAUUUUCCUUCUUUCUCUCUCUUGUCCUCGUCUUUCAUUUUCCAUCUGUGUUUUCUGCAUGUUUCAAGCUCCCCUUUUCCUUAUUUAUUUUUAUUUUAUUUUCUUCUCUCUUUUCUUUUUAUUUUCAAGAUUUCUUUUUCCUUCUUUUGUUUUCUCUCACUUUGUUUCAUUAAUUUUUCUUCUCUCUUUUUCUCUUAUCUCUUUUUACCUCCCGCUUGUCUUUCCUCAUUUUCUUUUUGUUUUCUUUUUCCCUUAACUGAUUUUUUUUUCACUUCUCUCUAUCUUUGUUUUACUUUCCUCCUCAAUUUCUCACUUAAUCCAAAUUUGCUACUCUUUAUAUUUGCAAUUUCGCCCAACGUAUAUAUCACUCAAUCUAUCAAUUUUCACAUCUAUCUUGUAGUGUAUUCGAAGAAGAAAGGCGCUACACAUGUUGGUACUGCCGAAUCUGUCUUUGAUGUUGAAGCUCUGGGCGGCCUUUCUCUAAGCAUGCGUGUUUCGAAGCGGAUACUCAUCAGUUGCGGUCCGACCAAUGAAGGCAAGGAUUCUUUCUCUUUUUAUUCAGUGAAAAACCAAAUUUACCUUUCAUUUCUCUCCACCAUAGAUAUACUGUCUAUCUGUCUAUCUCUGUCUCUCUCCCACUCGCUCUCUCUUUCUCUCUCUUUUACUUUCUAUUAUCAUACUCUACCUCAACUAAAUUUUACAUUUCGACAUUCAAAAUUAAUACAUUACACAUUUUCUUUUUUUUUUCACCUUGACUGUUCAUCUAUCUAUCUAUCUAUCUAUCUAUCUAUCUAUCUAUCUAUCUAUCUAUCUAUCUAUCUAUCUCUUUUAAAUAUCCUCGUCCGUCCGUUUCUCUUGUCUGAUUUCCUUUCACUCAUUUCCAUACCUGUCUUCCUCAUUUUCCCACACCUCUUUGUGUGUAUCAUUCAUUUAUUGUUCCUCUUUCUCAUUUUACACCUGUAA
Molecule: messenger RNA, 2445 nt
Organism: Acanthosepion pharaonis
Lineage: Eukaryota; Metazoa; Mollusca; Cephalopoda; Sepiida; Sepiidae
Source: the annotation of a GenBank genome assembly